UCACAUCAAUAAUUAUCACUACAAAAUAUUGAAUAUUUUUUUACAACAAGUCAACAACUGUCGUAAACCAAUGACUACCCAAGCAUUUAUAUUUUCGAUAAGUGACGCCAGCUAAGAAGACAGUGCUGUACUUUGCGCUAUUUACGUAUCUGCCACUCCGGUGUUUUUUCGUAUGGUUCUUGGUCGGCUCCACAUUGAAGGAAGGUGGCAUGUUCUGUAAUUUAUUGGGAAAUCGAGGGGCAAUAGGAAAGUGCAGGGGAGGGGGGGGGGAAUCUUGGGAGAUUUAGGUUUAGAGGAGGAGAAUGAGACACGUCACGUCACGUCGUUUAAUCUAAUUCGCGUGGUCACGUGGAACGAGCGGAGAUUAACAAGCCAUGAUACAUCAAGAUACUAAAACGCUCAUGACACAGAAUGGGCCGGGCUUUUAAUAUUGGGCUAUUUUGAAUGGCCCAACAACCACAGCCAGUGCUGACAUGUCUACCAUCUAUAUGCUGACGUGGAUGUGGGGUCGAACAAAAUAGGAAAUUUGGGUUGUGGGGUCAGAUGAAUGAAUGGCCCAUCAUCGGAAGGGACAUGAAGAUGCCGCUAAUUUGGGAAAGAGAGCUUCAUCUCUCUCUCUGUUUUGGCCGACAGAUGAAACGGGGGAGAGAAAUGGAUGCCGACGAUAUGGCAGAAACGCCGAGCGGAAUGGGACGAGAGGAGGGGGAGUCGUUCAUGGCGGAGGUAAACCUGGUGGUGGUGUUGCUCUCCCAGUUGUACGGGUCGGAUGAAGCGCAGGAGACGGUAAAGGAGCAGCAUGAACGGGAGGAGAUUAACGAGGCCAGGGCUCGUGCUCAGAAAAGGAUGACGAAGGAGACAAAGCUCAUGGAGAGGAGGACCCACGUGCUUCACUCCAUGACUAAAGAAUUCAGGCAUCACAGGAAAAUGUGAAGAAUCGGCCCAAGAACAAGAACCGGAUGUGCUAUUGAAUCAUAAUAUAUAAAACUCUCCACUUUUUUU
Messenger RNA from Tarenaya hassleriana, 999 nucleotides. RefSeq lists its product as uncharacterized. The transcript is spliced from 2 exons. The record is from RefSeq and is a predicted model, not a curated record. The coding region runs from base 544 to 930 and encodes 128 amino acids. NCBI's taxonomy places the organism in Eukaryota, Viridiplantae, Streptophyta, Magnoliopsida, Brassicales, Cleomaceae.